ACAAUGAGAUUGAGCUUGAAGUACCAGCUGUGUUAAAAAAUGGUAAAAGGAAAGUUGAUGAAGUAGACUUUGGGACAUGUACAACUAAGAAAAGACUUGUGAAUUCUGUUAAUAAGGCUAAAGAAAAUACUCAGGUAGUAAUUGUAAAAAAUAGUUCUCAAGUAAGUGAAAAUGCUGGGACUCAAGAACCUGAAGUAGUUGAAAUUAGUAGCAAUGAAGUAACUUCAUCUGGUCAGUGUAUAAUUGAAAACUCGGGUGAAAGUGGAGGAGUGGAUAUCUUGAAUGACAGUAAUAAUGACUCUGAUAGUUUUGAUGAAAUGCUAAGAAGUUACAUUAAAGAAAAAAACAUUACAGUAAUAAAUAUGGCUGAUGAAGGAAAUGAUAGAGAUGCUGAAGUAACUAUUGUUAACAAACGCACCAGGCAGUCCAGCAAGGAACACAAUGGAAAACAAGAUGUAAGAAAGAGAAGGCAUGGAACAGACAGUACAAAAAUUGUCAGUGAACGAGAUGAAAAGAAAAGAAAGCUUGUGGCUGAGUGCAAAGCAACAAUUCAGACAAUUGCCAACAAAUACAACUUGUCAGAGAGAUUUGUGUUACAGUUGCUCUUUCAGUGUAGUAAUGAUGUAAACAGAUCGGUAUCGUACAUAGAAUAUGGACCCCAUUCCCCCGAUUUGCCUCCCUGGACAGAGGCUGACGACAAGGCUCUUGAGAGAAACCCAAAGGCAGCUGGUCUUAUACGCAAGUUUGGAUUAGCAGAUGUGAUUGGCAGAUAUAAUUUUAUGAACUACAUUACAUAGAUUCUGUGAUGCUGCUUUAAACAAUGUUCUUGCAAAAAUUGCACAACUUAUCAUAUAUUUCUCUGGAGGUGUUUUUUG
Molecule: messenger RNA, 875 nt
Organism: Mercenaria mercenaria
Lineage: Eukaryota; Metazoa; Mollusca; Bivalvia; Venerida; Veneridae
Exons: 4
Coding region: 318-797 (159 amino acids)
Source: RefSeq, a predicted model, not a curated record